AUGUUUGCCAAAUCUCUCAGUCUUGCGGCCAUUACCGCUGCCUUCUUCACUACUCAAGCUGCCGCUGAUGCGUGGGAGAACCAAGGAUGCACUGAGGUUUCCUUCGACACUCUGUUCGCCGUAAAGAACGCAGAGCUCCCAAUCGCCGGUCCCAAGGGGCUCUACGCGACCACUGUCGACGACCAAUGUGUCUACGUGGAUGCCUCUCCUGGAAGUGCUUUUUCAAAAGAGCAGCCUGAAUACUACAACUCCUUAAUUGCUGGCGCCAAGGCAUCCCAGGUGGGCGGUCUCGACUUCCUCUCUCCCAACCCCGCUCGCGGCCUUCAGGAGCGCCAGGCCAGUUGUGGUCAGACUUGCAGGUCUAGUGCGACCUCACCAAAGACUUGCAACUCCUGUUCUUGCAAGUACGACUACACUUUCUGCGGCCAGGGUGGUGCUUGCACCGCUUACUGGAAGUGCAAGUAG
Molecule: messenger RNA, 465 nt
Organism: Colletotrichum truncatum
Lineage: Eukaryota; Fungi; Ascomycota; Sordariomycetes; Glomerellales; Glomerellaceae
Source: RefSeq, a predicted model, not a curated record